UCUGCAGAUAAUUUUAUUUCCAAAUUCCACUCAGGACCUGAGCCGAUUGGUUGGCCUAGGCCCAAAUAUAUAUUGAACGUCCCAGAAAUCAACCAAAGAUGGUAAAGGAAACGGCAUACUAUGAUAUCCUUGGAGUGAAGCCCAAUUGCACUGGUGAUGAAUUGAAGAAGGCUUACAGGAAAUUGGCAUUGAAGUACCAUCCAGACAAAAAUCCCAAUGAAGGAGAACGGUUCAAGCAAAUCUCUCAUGCUUAUGAGGUGCUGUCUGAUCCUGAAAAAAGACGUAUAUAUGAUGAGGGAGGAGAGCAAGCGAUCAAGGAAGGCUCUGGUGAAAGAGGAGGCUUCUCUUCUCCCAUGGACAUAUUUGACAUGUUCUUUGGUGGUGGCUUCUCACGUGCCAGACGUCCUAGAAGAGGAAAGGAUGUUGUUCACCAGCUCAGUGUCUCGCUGGAAGAACUUUACAAUGGGGCUGUGAGAAAACUUGCCUUGGCCAAGAAUGUCAUCUGUGACAAAUGUGAAGCAUUGUGUGGACUCCAGAAGACCAUCCAGACACUUGACAAGCGAACUCUUGUCAUCGCCACAAUCCCAGGGGAGGUUAUAAAGCACAAUGAUGUGAAGAUGAUCAUGGGAGAGGGAAUGCCCCAGUAUAAGAAUCCAUUUGAGAAAGGACGACUCAUCAUUCAAUUUUCGGUCGAUUUCCCUGCUUCACUUCCACCUGAGGUCAUCCCAAAACUUCAGGAAGCACUUCCUCCAAGGCCCGAGGAAUUGAUUCCUGACGCCGCAGAGGAGUGCACGAUGGUAGAUUUGGACCCUGACCAGGAGGCACGAAGACAGCACUACAAGAAUGUCUAUGACGAGGAUGAAGAACAGAUGCAUGGGCAGCCACAUGUGAAUGGCAAGACUCAUCGACUACAUCUUGAAAAGCUCAAGAGUCAGAAAGAGAAACUAGUAGCAGAAAAGAGAUCUGCUACAAACAAACAUCCAGGGGAAAAUGAACCUCCUAAGAAGGUCUCUAGACUGGCACAAAAGUGUAAUUCUGUGAAAGUUCCUGUGACCAAGAACACUGCCUCUGAACAAAGAGAUACCCAUAGAGAUCCUGGAAAUGAUUUGGGACACCAUAAAGCAUUGGGGAGAGAAGAUGAAGGAGGAGAGAAGAUGGAAGUGUCAAGGGCAUCCUCUGUUUCGCUGCCACCUCAUUCACCGCCACUUGCUUCAGAGAAGCCUAAACUGGAAGAACCUGGUCCAAGCUCUUCAAUUCCAGAAGGCUUCUUUGAUGACCCUGUACAAGAUGCAAAGGCCCGAAAAGUUGAGUACAAAGAUCCAAUGGAUGAGGAAUGGGCAAGAUUCCAACGACUGAUCAAAGAGGAGACUGUUGUCAGCUCACAACUUAUGGAGGUGGAGGAUGAAGAAGUUGCUGCUGAUAGAGAUCUUGAAGAAAUAGAUACUCAACUCUCAAACUGGCAGAGGGUUGCUGAAUUGGAGAAGAAGAAGGACAAGUUAGUGGAGAAGAAAGUGCAACAAGAGUCAAGGCAAGAUGAUGCAGAUGAGUCUGGUGAUGAUGAACUUGAAGAUCUGGACAGGUUGGACUGGAGGAGGAAGUGUCUGUGAUCAUUUGUUUCCAUGAUACAGUUGGCUUUGGAAGCUCAUGGGUGACUUUGAGUCAUGUUUUAUACACACACACAUAUUUUCGCAGCAAGGAAUAUUGGUUGCUAAUAGGUUUCACAAAAGUGGAGGAUGGUCAGUUUGCUUGGGUAAUCAAACUUCUUCGAAAGAAUCAUUGCUGAAUGUAAACAAAAGAAGUGUAGACAAAAGAGUGCAUCACACUGCAGCAUUUUAUUGGUACAACUCAUUCCAUGAUUUGUCAAUAAUAACCAUUAAGAAAUGCUGAGUUGUAGGAGACUGCAGUUGUAGUCGAAGCAUGCUAAGCUUGUUCCAAUUCAUACUGGCAUUCAAUUGUUUCAUUUCAACCUGGAGAUUCCAUUCCAG
This is a messenger RNA of Darwinula stevensoni, 1985 nucleotides long. The record is from the annotation of a GenBank genome assembly. NCBI's taxonomy places the organism in Eukaryota, Metazoa, Arthropoda, Ostracoda, Podocopida, Darwinulidae.